UGGCAGUUUCGUGCAUUGUGGGAGCGGAUUGAGAAACAUGGCGGCGCGCAUCAUUGCCCGGUGUGUCCGAUCCUUGAACCAGCGUUCUUUGUAUUUUAACCGUGUAAAUACUGCAGCGACAUUAACAGCAGCCCCGCUCACUCAUGGCCGAACAUUUUCACAUCUGACUAAUGGACACAAGUCUUCGCUGGCGCAGAUCUCUGGUGGUUCAUUUCAGGUCUUUCAGCGGAGGCAGUAUGGUGACUUGCCCCCAUUGAGCCUAGAGACUAUCCGUGACCGUGUCCUCUACGUCCUGAAGCUCUAUGACAAGAUCAACCCAGAGAGGCUUCAGGCUACGUCCCACUUCAUGAAGGAUUUGGGCUUGGACAGUUUAGACCAGGUGGAGAUCAUCAUGGCUAUGGAAGAUGAAUUUGGUUUUGAGAUCCCCGAUGGCGAGGCAGAGAAGUUGAUGACACCACAUGAGAUUGUUCAGUACAUCGCAGACAAGAAGGAUGUCUAUGAAUGAGCAUACAUAUGCAUUAUAAAAAUCAUCCUAUCAGAUGACAGAGACCAUGGAGGUUUUGUCAUGAACUGUUUGUUUCUGCUGUUCUUCCUCAUUCUUUAUUCUUUUUGUAUUUAGAUACAUGUUUAAAUCCGUGUUCAUAAUUUUGUCUGUAGCCGCUUGUGAUCUGCAGGUCUGCAGCAUUCUGUGCUAGAUGCAUGCACAAGCUCCUCGUUCAAACAAUAAGAGCUUGGAAAUAAUGUCAAUAAUUCAAAUAAAUACUACAAUAAUAAAGACUUUAAAUCAC
Molecule: messenger RNA, 788 nt
Organism: Pimephales promelas (fathead minnow)
Lineage: Eukaryota; Metazoa; Chordata; Actinopteri; Cypriniformes; Leuciscidae
Gene: ndufab1a
Product: NADH:ubiquinone oxidoreductase subunit AB1a
Biological process (GO): fatty acid biosynthetic process
Cellular component (GO): mitochondrion; respiratory chain complex I
Molecular function (GO): acyl binding; acyl carrier activity
Source: RefSeq, a predicted model, not a curated record